This is a messenger RNA of Mercurialis annua (annual mercury), 1072 nucleotides long. Its product is annotated as protein S40-5-like. Bases 151 to 759 code for a protein of 202 amino acids. The record is from RefSeq and is a predicted model, not a curated record. The transcript has a single exon. NCBI's taxonomy places the organism in Eukaryota, Viridiplantae, Streptophyta, Magnoliopsida, Malpighiales, Euphorbiaceae.
UUGCAAUUCAACUAUUGGAGCUCAAUCUCUACUCAUCUUUUUUCAAAACAAGAUAAUAUCACACUUCUCUCUCUAAAAACUCAAACCCUAUCUCUCUCUCUCUCCUCUUCUUGAUUUCAAAGUUCAUUUUUCUCUUUGUCAAUUUGCUUGAUGAUCAACAUGGCAUCCAAGAAAAUGUUUGCGCAUGCAAAAAGAGCUUCCAGCAGCUACAUUUUUGUAAACCCAGAAGCUGAAACUAGUCAAGUAAUUUCCCAUUCUGACGAUCUUUUUGAUUUUGAUGAAGCUGAUCUUUGGAGUAAUAAUAAUAAUAAUAACAAUUCUAGUGGUGCUGCAGUUUCUCGUCAAUUUGAGGUCAAGAAAAAGCUACCGAGAAAAGGUAGCAGCGGCGGCGGUGGAGGUGGUGGUGGUGGUAGGAACAUGGUGAUGGCUAGAACUCCGGUGAGCUGUGCUUCCUCACUUCCGGUGAACGUUCCAGAUUGGUCAAAGAUUUAUCGGGUCGUUGAUCACAGAGGUCAUAAUGAUAAUGAUAAUAAUCUUGAUGAUCAAGAAAGUGAUUAUGAGCUUGAUCUUGGUGAUCAUGGCGGCGUCCACGGCGGUGGCGGUGGUGAUCAUGAUAUUAGGGUUCCGAUACAUGAAUAUUUAGCUAGAAGAAGAGGUGCUUCAUUUUCUGUUCAUGAAGGAAUAGGAAGAACAUUGAAAGGGAGGGAUUUAAGGCAGGUGAGAAAUGCGAUUUGGAAGCAAGUUGGUUUUGAAGAUUAAUACUAAUUGAUUAGCAGAAGAAAUAAUUAUUAGAUAGCUAUUGGAGAGAGUUAUUUAAUUAAGGAUUGAUCUUGAUGAUGAUCAUGCAUUUUCUUGGAUAGGUUUGUUUGUAAUCUUGUUAUUAUCUUUUUAUUUGUUUUAAUUAGUUAGGUGGUUAAUUAAUUAUCUAAUUAAUCAAUUAUGUCUCUCUUCUGGUUAAGGAUGUUUUGAAUGUAUAAUCAGAGGAUGACUGCUUUUUCUAUUGAUUUUUUAGAUGUUCAAAGUUUGUAUUAAUUAAUUAGAAAAUCAGAUUAAUGAUAAAGAAUUUCACUAA